GUGAAGAGCUCGUAACUCUCCGCUAAACACCGGAAUGUGACUUUAACUCUGCUUUAGCCCGCUAUAACCUCAUUUCCCGCGGAUCCUCGUGUUUAUAAGCGUACAGUAUGUCUGCGUCCGCGGUGUUCGUGCUGGACCUGAAGGGGAAGGUGUUGAUCUGCCGAAACUAUAAAGGCGACGUUGACAUGUCCGAGAUCGAUCACUUCUUCACCCUGCUGAUGCAACAGGAAGAGGACGGGCUUAUUUCACCUGUCAUGUCACACGGCAACGUCCACUUCCUGUGGAUCAAACACAACAAUCUCUACCUGGUCGCCACAACCAACAAGAACUCCAACGCCUCUUUGGUUUACGCCUUCCUGUACAAGCUGGUGGAGGUGUUUACGGAGUACUUCAAGGAGCUGGAGGAAGAGAGCAUCCAGGAUAAUUUCGUGGUGGUGUACGAGCUGCUGGACGAGCUGAUGGACUUUGGGUUCCCGCAGACGACGGACAGCAAGAUCCUGCAGGAGUACAUCACACAGCAGGGCCAGAAGCUGGAGGUGGCCAAGACCAAAGUGCCCACCACCGUCACCAACGCCGUGUCCUGGAGGUCAGAGGGCAUCCGCUACAAGAAGAACGAGGUGUUCAUCGACGUCAUCGAGUCCAUCAACGUGCUGGUGAACGCUAACGGCAGUGUAAUGAGCAGUGAUAUCGUGGGCUGCAUCAGACUGAAGACGAUGCUGUCGGGGAUGCCGGAGCUCCGACUGGGCCUCAAUGACCGCGUGCUGUUCGCCCUCACCGGCCGAGACAAGGGGAAGACGGUUGUGAUGGAGGAUGUGAAGUUCCAUCAGUGUGUGCGUCUGUCGCGGUUUGAGAGCGACCGCACCAUCUCCUUCAUCCCCCCUGACGGAGAGUCUGAGCUCAUGUCCUACCGCAUCAACACACACGUAAAGCCUCUCAUAUGGAUCGAGUCGGUCAUCGAGAAGUUUUCCCACAGUCGUGUGGAGAUCAUGGUCAAGGCCAAAGGACAGUUUAAGAAGCAGUCUGUGGCCAAUAAUGUGGAGAUUCGGGUGCCGGUGCCGAGCGACGCCGACUCUCCCAAGUUCAAGACCAGCACCGGCCAUGCCAAGUACGUCCCCGAGAAGAACCUGGUGGUGUGGAGCAUCAAAUCCUUCCCUGGUGGGAAGGAGUUCCUGAUGCGCGCUCACUUCGGCCUGCCGAGUGUGGAAAACGACGAGCUGGAGGGAAAACCUCCGAUCACGGUCAAGUUCGAGAUCCCGUACUUCACGGUGUCCGGCAUACAGGUGCGGUACAUGAAGAUCAUCGAGAAGAGCGGCUAUCAGGCGCUGCCGUGGGUCCGGUACAUCACGCAGAGCGGCGAUUACCAGCUGAGGACAAACAGUUGAAGAGCACAGCGGACACACACACACACACACACACACACACACCCCAGCUGAGGACAGGACAGUAGUUUGCUGUUUUGGAAGGAAGUUUUAAAGUUGUUUAUGUGUGUAAUUAAUCUAUUUAAUCCGGUCGGAGAUUUUCAACAGGAAGUAUAUGACUGUAUGAUGACGCUGAAUGUAAACAGACGAGCAUUUCAGGCACUUCUGCACCAAAUUAUGAUGAACUUGUCUGUCAUUUCUGUUUCUCCUAAUGCUGUAAUAAAUCGAGUGUUUUUUCCUGAA
Messenger RNA from Danio rerio (zebrafish), 1661 nucleotides. It is a transcript of the gene ap1m2, whose product is annotated as adaptor related protein complex 1 subunit mu 2. Gene Ontology annotation, cellular component: Golgi apparatus; clathrin adaptor complex; clathrin-coated vesicle membrane. The record is from RefSeq and is marked validated. NCBI's taxonomy places the organism in Eukaryota, Metazoa, Chordata, Actinopteri, Cypriniformes, Danionidae. Gene Ontology annotation, biological process: intracellular protein transport; vesicle-mediated transport.